Messenger RNA from Cryptotermes secundus, 2530 nucleotides. Its product is annotated as core histone macro-H2A.1. Gene Ontology annotation, cellular component: nucleosome. The transcript has 7 exons. Gene Ontology annotation, molecular function: protein heterodimerization activity; DNA binding; structural constituent of chromatin. Bases 88 to 1224 code for a protein of 378 amino acids. The record is from RefSeq and is a predicted model, not a curated record. NCBI's taxonomy places the organism in Eukaryota, Metazoa, Arthropoda, Insecta, Blattodea, Kalotermitidae.
CAACGGUAUUGUAGAAUAAUUGUGUUUACAUUAUUUUGAGUAGGUGCGGUUUUUAUUGUAAAUUUAAAGAUAAAAAUAUAGAUAAACAUGUCCGCAAGAGGAGGAAAGAAACGCCAGAAAGCAAUGUCGAAGUCGCAGAGAGCUAAUGUGACAUUUCCUGUGGGGAGGCUGCACCGGUAUCUGAAGAUGGGGACACACCGCUUGCGUAUUGGUGUCGGCUCUCCCGUGUACAUGGCAGCCGUCAUAGAGUAUCUUACGGCUGAAGUUUUGGAGUUGGCAGGAAAUGCAGCAAGGGACAACAGAAAAGGAAGAAUAACACCAAGACAUAUUCUGCUGGCUGUUGCAAAUGAUGAGGAAUUACACUUGUUACUGAAGAAUGUGACAAUAGCAUCAGGAGGUGUUCUACCCAAGAUACACCCAGAGCUGCUGGCAAAGAAGAAGGGUGGGAAGUUUGUGAUGGGCAACAACAUGCCACUUACAGUUCCUUAUAAGAAGCCCAUCGCUACAAAGCCCAUAUCACACCACAAGAAACCAUCACCACCUGUACCAGCAUCAAGCGGUAUCCGUGCUAAGAAAGCAUCCAGCCCAUCUGGAGCGAAACCUGGCAAAGGAAAAGGCAAGACGAAGGAGACGAGCGCUAACAGUACCACAGCUGGAACUGGGGUUACAGUACUGUCUGAAAAGAAACUGUUCCUUGGACAGAAGCUCACUGUGGUACAAGGGGAUAUCACUAACAUUACGGCAGAUGCACUGGUUCACCCAACGAAUACCAGCAUUGCAAUGAUGGGUGAGGUGGGGCAGGCCCUAGAGAAGAGGGGAGGCAAGGAGUUCCUGGAAGAAGUGCAUGACCUGCGCUCCUCCCAGGGUUCCCUCGAUUCCACCACAGCGGCAGUAUGUUCUGGUCACAAUUUCCCGGCGAAGUGGGUUAUUCAUGUGAAUGGACCUUCAUGGAAUGAAGUUGAUGCGACAGAGAAGUUAGAGAAGACAAUGAAAAACUGCCUCACACUGGCUGAUCAGAAGAAUCUGAAAUCGUUAGCCAUACCUGCUAUAGGCAGUGGAAGGGCUGGCUUUCCAAAGCAGCAGGCUGCCCAAACAAUCCUGAAAGCCAUCAGCAACUACUUCGUAAAUGUGAUGUCAUCUUCGCUCAAACAGAUCUACUUUGUACUCUUUGAUAUGGAGAGCAUUGGAAUCUACACUGCAGAACUAGCAAAACUGGACUCAUAGGACACAGUGUUAGUCGGACGUGAGUAAUCGAUCAAAAAGCAGCAGAUGCAGGCAUGGGCUGCUUAAAGGACAGUAAAAAUUCCUAAAUUUUAUUUGAUCUUGGACUGCUUGUACAUUUUAACAUGAUUGAAUCCAAUGAAAGAAUGGGAUGUAUCGUAAUGUUCGUAAGAGGUAUUUCUGUAGUGUACAUUUGUACAUUUUGUUACAUGUUGUAGUGGGUUUGGAUGAUGUAAGGGAAUUCUGGGUAUGUUUUUGUUUUAAAAAGGAAAUGUACAUGAAACCAUGUAAAGAAAACUUAAUCGUAAGUGGCCAGUCAGUAUGCAAGAUGAUUGAUCGAUUAAUAUAGAGUAGCACUUGGUACUCAAGAGCCUUGCCAUUGGUCAUUCUCUGUGUUUACUUAAAAAUUUAUUUAUCUUGAAAAUGAAGAGAAGUGGGUGGAUUACCGUAGUGCAUCUGUUUUGCAUCUGGUACCCAAGUCCACAUUCAUUCCAAAAUGAUGGUCCUGUUUGAGACUGGGAUUGAUGCAACUGACAUAGCCGCUUAUUUAACCUUCUUUUCUGAGCACGCUGCUGGGCUGGAGAAGUGUGUUUGAGAUGAACACUGUGAACCUCACAGCUUGUGAAUACGUGAUGCAUGGGUGUUAGAAUUAUCAUUACUUUUUGGUGAACAAAUAGCACCCAGGCUAUUAACUGAUGCUGCCAUCUAUGAGAGAUAUUCUUAGCUACAUCAUCAGUUCUGAUGGGUUUUGUUGGUGUUAGUAACUUCACAUGGAAGUCAGCCAUAUCCCAUAUGAAGGCGACUUUCUUGUGCAUGUGGCUUCGGAAAUCUGUACCUAGGUCACAGCACAUCCUCAGCUGAUCAUUAUGUGAUACAUAGAUCCUUAGGGAGAUGAAUUCUGUAGCUUUGAGAACAGGGAUGAACAGGUACUCUCUUAUUAUUAUCAAUGCUAUUUUUAUAUCACUUAUUUAACCACCCUCCUUGUUUGGUUCUGUGAGCAGCCGAUGAUCCCAUUAAAAGACCAUAAAUAAAAUUAAUCAUCCAUCUCUGUUUUAGACAUGGUCCAUAUGCCAACAUGUUUGAAAUAAACAAGUAUGACCUUUGUGGUGCAUUCACACUGAAAGUUGUGAAUAUUGUCAUUGUGACUGCCUGUCUGCAUGUACCAGCCGGUGAGCUGAUUUACAUGAAAUUAGAUUUUUGGGAGUCUUAACUAGAAUUUGGGGGCAUGCAAUAGUGUAAUUGGUUGAGGCACUAUGCUACAAGCUGCAAGGUCGUUGUUUUGAUUCCCGAUGAGAUCACUGGAUUUUUU